Micromonas pusilla CCMP1545 is the source of this 564-nucleotide messenger RNA. RefSeq lists its product as uncharacterized. The record is from RefSeq and is a predicted model, not a curated record. Lineage: Eukaryota; Viridiplantae; Chlorophyta; Mamiellophyceae; Mamiellales; Mamiellaceae. The transcript has a single exon. Bases 1 to 564 code for a protein of 187 amino acids.
AUGACCUUCGCGGGCUCCGCGCGCGCGCUGGACGACACCUCGUGCUUAGAGUGCGGCGGCAAGGGCGUCGUCGCGUGCGACAUGUGCGGCGGCACCGGGAAGUGGAAGGCGCUCAACCGCAAGCGCGCGCAGGACACGUACGAGUUCACGGAGUGCCCGCAGUGCUUCGGCAGAGGCGCGCGCGUGUGCGGCGUGUGCUUCGGCACCGGCGAGAGGAACGUCCGCGGGCUGCUGCGCCGGCCGGAGUCCACGGAGCUCGUGAAGGCGAUGCAGCGCGGGGAGCUGAGACCGGGCGACGGGAUGAAGCUGUUUCAGGAGGGCAAAGACGCGGUGGCGGCGCGGGGCGCGGACGCCGCCGCCGCGGGCGCCGCCGCGGGCGCGGGCGCGGUCGCCGCCGCGGGCGCGGGCGCGGUCGCCGCCGCCGUCGGCGACGUCGUCGGCGACGGGAGCGGCGUCGAGGCGGCGGCGGACGCCAUGGAAGGGGCGAUGGAGGCGGUGCAGGACGUCGUCGACGCGGUCGCCGACGUCGCCGCCGACGCGAUCGGCGCGUCGCCGGAGGCGUGA